CUGGUGAUAAUCUGUGCUGGAUCUGGUUUCACGCCACUGAGAGGGUUCAUUCAAGAGCGUGCAGUGCGGAAACGAGCAGGCGAAGACGUUGGGAAAAUCUUGCUUUUCGUGGGAUGCAGACCCCCUGGUGGAGAUUUUCUGUAUUCUGAUACGGAUUUAAAGGAGUGGGCGGGUAUUGGACUAGUGGAUGUUCGUGUGGCGUUCUCUCGGUGCGCGGAUAAAUCUCAAGGAUGCUGUUAUGUACAA
Guyanagaster necrorhizus is the source of this 246-nucleotide messenger RNA. RefSeq lists its product as uncharacterized. NCBI's taxonomy places the organism in Eukaryota, Fungi, Basidiomycota, Agaricomycetes, Agaricales, Physalacriaceae. The transcript has a single exon. Gene Ontology annotation, cellular component: cytosol. The record is from RefSeq and is a predicted model, not a curated record. The annotation marks the transcript as partial. Gene Ontology annotation, molecular function: FMN binding; NADPH-hemoprotein reductase activity; flavin adenine dinucleotide binding.